This is a messenger RNA of Chara braunii, 1565 nucleotides long. Lineage: Eukaryota; Viridiplantae; Streptophyta; Charophyceae; Charales; Characeae. The record is from the annotation of a GenBank genome assembly.
CGCCGAGGCACCGCCUUCUUCCUGUCCUCCUUAGAACGCUUGCUCUCAAGGUGAUGACAGGCAUUCUGCUUCUGCUUUCACCGCACAUGACAGGGUUGAUUUUUGGGGUUGAGCUCAUUCAUGGUUUGAAUGAGAACUCUGUGGAAGGCGAGGAGGAGGUCCCACGGUCAACCCUACAAGCGCCCCCAACACUGUCGACUUGUACCGUCGAAGUUACAGAGGAUCAGCAGCUGAUGCUCGAAUUUGUAAACGCCUUUGCUGGCGUUGAUCCCAGCGACAGCCAGUCUACGGUGCUGGGGAGUCACUACUUUGAUCUUCAAGUUUAUGUCUCGUACAACGAAUCUGAUCGGCGAUUGUACGAUGUCGAUUUCCACGUGAACGAGCUCACUGACAGGAUGGAGGAACAGACCGUCACCAAGGUACAGAGCAGAGUGCACACAUUCCAAGUCUCUUAUCAGAAGGGCCUAACGAUUUUCCGGAACUUCCGCCCGCUGCUCGAAAGAAACUCCACGAACUCAUCCACACCUUUGUAUGGAAUAUUGCUAGAGAACCAAAAUAGCAGAUUGCUUGUCGCCGAUGCGACGGAGUCGGUUAUUCGAGAGGUAAACCUACAAGAGAAUUCCAAUGAUUCUCUCGCUCUCGCGGCGGAUUCCAUCCUACUGAGACUCGAUCAGCGCGAGUUAGGUCCGUACCGAAUCUCCAAACGUCCCACUCUGGCGGAUUCACAGCCAGAUUCGAUGUACUAUGUGGCAUGGGCAGAUCGAAUCGCCGCCGUUGCCAGCGUGGAUCGGACGAUCGGACGUCCUCAUCGUCAACAUCAGCACUUCGAAUUGAAAACGCUUGCUGGCCCGAGUACUACACCGCAGUACAAUUUGACCACGGGGUUCUCAGAUGGCGCUGAGGGGUCUGAGGUGAGAUUCGAUUGGCCAGGCAUCACCUCUCGCUCAGUCUCCGCAGAUGGGCGUUACUUAUAUAUUGUUGACAUCAGCAACAAUGCCAUCAGGCGAGUGAAUACGAUGACAGGCGCGACGGAAACCAUAGCUGGACCUCCAGCACAGGCACGCAGAGCGGCGAUCUCUGCCUCAGCACCUUUCCCUGUGACCUUGGAACUCCCCUACUCUCUUGCGUUGACACGAGAUGGGUGCAAUCUCUUUGUGGCUGAGGCGCAGGGUGGGGUCAUCCGAUGGCUGAAGUUCGAUCGAUCGGACGGCAACGUCAUCGAGUCGCAGGUGGUGGUCACAUGCAUCAAUCGCGACGGAUCGCAAGCACCUGUCCGUUGCGUCACUCUUUCCGACGACGACGAGUUCCUGUUCGUCGGUGUUCAAGAUUGGAUUUACCACUAUCGUGUGAAGACAGAGCUGCUCCACAAGUGCACUGGGGGAGCACAACGCACUUCAUUGAUCGAUAAUAUCGCAGGUAGAAUGCCUCCGCAACGCCACUUUGGCAUGGUCACGGUUUCCCUUGCUGUUGUCAUGUAUCUGGCUUUGUUCGUGUAACUGUUCGUGCCGAGUCCCACUCUCCACAAAAAAGAAUGGCAAUGCUGAAAGUAGUUUACCUCUUCAAGU